Messenger RNA from Suillus clintonianus, 2233 nucleotides. RefSeq names its product kinase-like domain-containing protein. Gene Ontology annotation, molecular function: protein kinase activity; ATP binding. The record is from RefSeq and is a predicted model, not a curated record. The transcript has 11 exons. Gene Ontology annotation, biological process: protein phosphorylation. NCBI's taxonomy places the organism in Eukaryota, Fungi, Basidiomycota, Agaricomycetes, Boletales, Suillaceae. Bases 359 to 1978 code for a protein of 539 amino acids.
GAGGCGGUUAACACAAUCAUCCCCUUCUGCGUAUUUGAAAUUUAAACUCAGAUACGACCCCAAACACCCUGGUCUCUCUUGGCAACAAUAAAACUCGGACCUUCAAUGUGGUCUUGUCUAGAAGGUAUCAUAAGGUGCAAGCACUAAGGCUCGAGGGUAAAGCAUGUAUGGACGUUGGAUGAAAAGGCAUCUGAAACGUUGAGUGUUCGGCAUCCCAUGUCCAACCGUGCUGUGCCUCACAUGUCCAUGUAUUGGCGCUCACGCGUGGUCAACGAAUUGCCGCAUGAGCGAGGGCUGGGGUUUCUUUUCUCUCCUUUAAAGUACUGGAGACACGAUAGGGCCGCUCCAAACUGUCAGCAUGAGUGGCCUCGUAUUUUAUGCUCCACCAGUGGCUCCUCUACUCCCUUCGUCGUCCUCCAGCAACGUACGGUCCUAUAGAUACUCUAGUUCGGCUAGCAACGAAAGACACGCCUUAAUUGACUUAUCAGGCGAUGUCGUUGCCGACACAAGUGUUCCGACCACAUCAGGAGGUGUCACAGAUGUUUGGAAAUGUACAUGGUUCAAUGACACCGGCUCCACGAAGGUUGCAGUGAAGACGUUCCGGCUCGAGAAUACCAACCAGGGUGAACUCGCCAAAACGCACAAAAGAUGGUCACAGCAAAUUCAUGCUUGGGCGAAGCUUGAACACGAGAAUAUUAUUCCAUUAUAUGGCAUUGUCAUGGACUUCGGUCCAACAGUAUCCAUAGUCCAUCCUUGGAAAGAAAACGGAACCCUCUCGACAUAUUUGUCGUGCAAACCAGCGUUGACUGUGCAAGAUAAAUUUAAACUUCUCGAAAACAUCGUCUCAGGACUUCACUACUUGCACUCUCAUGGCGUUGUCCAUGGGAAUCUUUCCGGUAAUAACGUGCUGGUGGAUGCGCUUGGUAGAGCCAGUCUAGCAGACCCUGGUCUCAGUGUGCUAGUUCCAGAAACUCUAGGCCUGUCGUACUUUCGCCUAUCAACAUCUGGCGCCAUACGGUUUGCUGCCCCCGAACUUUUCAAAAAGUCCAGUCGGGGAGAAGUGCCCCUGCCAAGUAUAUCCGGUGAUAGAUAUUCACUAGGCAGUAUCAUUUAUCUCGUCCUUUCGGGCUCUCAACCAUAUUCCACCUUGAAGAAGGACAGUGAUGUGCUCGUCGAGUUGCUUUUAGGAGUCGCCCCAGCAUCACCUUCUGAUUCCGACAAAUCCAUCACUCGGGAGCAGUGGCAGUUCAUUCAAGGCUGUUGGUCAGAAAUUCCGGAGAAUCGCAGGUCGACAAACGAAGCGCUCGAGUUUGUAGAUGUCAAUCUCGCUCUCUACGUUCCUUUCAGGGCUAUAUCCUUGACGGAAAUGCACUCGAGGUCAAGCAAGACAGACGGUUCGAAGCCUCGGUUAGUUUUGGGCCGCAGAGAUUUCUCUCCGGGUGAUCCAUUGCCUCCAGAUAUACAGGCGAGUUUGGCAGUCGGUUUGCGUCGCUCGCGAAACCCUGCGAAAGCUGCUGAGGCUGCCGUAUCUGUCAUUUUGAACGACAUUUUUGACAUAAGUCACGUCGUGCCUCAGUGGGAUUCCAAGGAAACAGAACACGUGGUAAUUAGUCACGCGUAUAAUGUUCUUGUCGAAGAUAUCAAAAUGAUCAGCGACGCAUUACGAGUGUUGCAAACAAGCAACCCGAAUGCAGUAGAAAGGUCCCUUGGUACACUCCGCUCAACAGUGGAACAAUUGUUAUUUGACGAGAGACGGAAACAACGAGCACCGCGCUCCGCUUUCUCGAUGCUUGUCUCCAAACUGCAGAACUUUUUGGACGAUCUUUGGAAGGAACUAUACGGGAACAGAGGGAAGUUGUCGGGUCCCUUCUGGGAAUGGUUUGAGAAGUGGAUGGCGAUGAUGAGAGCAUGGGAUAAUUCCCAAGCAGAGACUGCAGUCCAGAAUACUGCUACGUGCUUGUUAUCCAUCCUAUCCUAACAUAGGUAGUAGAAUCAUACUUAUUCUUAUGCGUCCCAGAUUCGUAUCCUGCAGCUGCUGGCCGUUCUGGUGUGAGGAGGCACGAGCGUUAAGCCGCCAUAAGCCGGAUCGGCAAGGUCGAUGUUAGCGUUGUCUGAGCAGUACUAAUGUAUCUCAGCUUGCUGCACACUUUCGCGAUUGCACGACAACGUCCAGAAGUGGGCGCCGAAUAUGUGUUGCACUGGUGCGCUUAAUCAUCAUUUUGAUUUUUUGGAC